Messenger RNA from Caenorhabditis remanei, 390 nucleotides. RefSeq lists its product as uncharacterized. The transcript is spliced from 3 exons. The record is from RefSeq and is a predicted model, not a curated record. NCBI's taxonomy places the organism in Eukaryota, Metazoa, Nematoda, Chromadorea, Rhabditida, Rhabditidae. Bases 1 to 390 code for a protein of 129 amino acids.
AUGACUUGGGGUCUUCAUUUUCCUUACCAAUUUCUGGCUCAAAACUUUGUGGUUUCUGGGUCGGGUCGAAUCAAAAUACCAGCAUUCAAAACUCCGAUACCACCGCAUGUUCAAGGACCGUGCUUAUAUGCAGUAACUGUUCAGAACCACCCACCUGACAGAUCAAUCGUAUCAAUAAAUUUUACGAUUGAGAGUACUGAUGAAUAUAAUGUUCAAAUUUUUAGUGACAGUGUCUACGGAAAAGCACAAUUAGAUGUGUUGAAAUUGAGCGGAUCCCUCUCUUACCAAUGGACGAUUGACUAUCAUUACAAUACAGAUGCACCACAAAUCAUUGAAUGCAGAAUGUACAGGCAUUAUUAUCACGACUUCCUUCCGCUGCCAGAUUACUAA